UUUGAAAUUUCCAUCAGAAAACCCCAACCAAACGAGGUCUUCUUCUUCGUUUUUUCUUUUAAAGAAAACCCCAAAUCGAAUUCAAUCAAAUCAAUCAGGAUCCCACAAAAUGGCUUCGAUAUACAGAUGUUCGGAAUGCGGAGCGAACCUAAACCUAAACACAGUCCAUCUGUACCCGCCGGAUUUCUACUUUGAAGCCGGCAACAAGGGCACGAUGUCAUUCUCAACCGUGGAUACAACCAAAUUCAUAUUCGAGAAGGAGGACAAAAUCCGACCUUUCUUCGAGACGAUCAACUACUGGGGGAUCCAGAGGAAAAGGACCAAGUUGAAGUGCCAUAGCUGUAGCCACCUCAUCGGGCAUAUCUACGAUGAUGGUGCUCCGAUGACUGACAGUGCCGGCCAGUUUCAUUUUGGACCCAGUCAGGUCAUUCCUAGGGCUCCUCGCUACAGAUUGAGGACCAAGGCCCUCCGUAUUUCGCCUGAAACUUAAUGGGUCAGUCAGUUCGACAGCCUUUACUUAUCGAAAAAAGAUUGAAGAUUUAUUUUUUCCCCUUUAUUGUAUUCUAUUUUUUGUUGUAUGAAUAUUGGAUGGGAUGGAUUCCUUUUUUCUUUGUAUAUCUAUAUAUAUAUAUAUAUAUAUAUCAUAUAUGGGUUUUUCUUGUA
Messenger RNA from Ziziphus jujuba (common jujube), 663 nucleotides. RefSeq lists its product as uncharacterized. The record is from RefSeq and is a predicted model, not a curated record. Lineage: Eukaryota; Viridiplantae; Streptophyta; Magnoliopsida; Rosales; Rhamnaceae. The transcript has a single exon. Bases 110 to 490 code for a protein of 126 amino acids.